AUGAUGCGAAGCUUUGAGGUACACGUCAAAACCCUAGGCGUUCCCGUCCGGUCAGUUCUCUUCUCGAUCUUUACCUCUAAGCAGAAACCACCGUCGCUCUCACUGCUUCCAUUGCAGCUCCCUUUCCGAUCAUUGUCAGUGACUCCCUCUCGUUAUUUCUCCAAUGUCAUAUCAUACUCCAAUUCACCGAUCCACGGGUUUCGAUCAAGCCGAAACUUCGAGUCUCUCUUCACCUUGAGGGCUAUUGCUUCUUCUUCUCCCGCCGCUUCGGUUCAGCCGCAGCCGAAUCAGCAUCCAGGGGAGUAUGGUGCAACGGUCCCGUCUUCGGAGGUUGGUGAUGGGAAUUAUGGCGGAUUAGAGGAAGAAACCAAGCUUUCUCUUCCUGUACGAGCUUAUUUCUUCUCCACUAGCGUUGAUUUGAGAAGCUUAGUUGAGCAAAACAAGCAGAAUUUCAUCCCGCCCACUUCGCGUAUGACUAACUACGUUGUUCUUAAGUUUGGCAAUCAUUCUGAUCCCACCGAUACUGGACCUACUGGUGGUUGCAUAAGUGGGAGUGAGUGUAUUUACAUGGUAGUAUUUCAGUAUGGAUCGAUUGUUUUAUUUAACGUAAGGGAACACGAGGUUGAUGAGUAUCUUAAAGUGGUGGAGAGGCAUGCUUCUGGUUUGCUUCCUGAAAUGAGAAAAGAUGAAUACGAAGUAAGAGAGAAUCCAACUCUGAACACCUGGAUGCAAGGGGGGCUGGAUUACAUCAUGUUGCAGUUUUUGAAUAUUGAUGGCAUCAGAACCAUAGGCAGUGUUCUUGGCCAGAGUAUUGCUCUCGAUUACUAUGGCCGGCAGGUUGAUGAUAUGGUAGCAGAGUUUACUGACAUAAACCGUGGAAUGGAGAAAACUGGAACGUUUACAAUGGAAAGGAAAAAGCUGUUCCAGCUGGUUGGAAAGGCUAAUUCUAAUCUAGCUGAUGUGAUUCUGAAGCUUGGUCUUUUUGAGAGGUCAGAUAUAGCUUGGAAAGAUGCGAAAUAUGCUCAGAUAUGGGAGUAUCUGAGAGAUGAAUUUGAACUGACUCAGAGAUUUGCAAGCCUUGAUUUUAAGCUGAAGUUUGUAGAGCACAACAUUCGUUUCCUUCAGGAAAUUCUUCAGAACAGGAAAUCAGAUUUUCUUGAAUGGCUAAUCAUUAUCCUGAUUAGUGCUGAAAUCGCGAUUUCUUUGUAUGAUCUGGUCCGGAGAUCCUUGUGA
Arabis nemorensis is the source of this 1233-nucleotide messenger RNA. The record is from the annotation of a GenBank genome assembly. NCBI's taxonomy places the organism in Eukaryota, Viridiplantae, Streptophyta, Magnoliopsida, Brassicales, Brassicaceae.